AUGGGAUCAGAUUUAUCUGUGGAAACGUCACUUUCAGACAAAGAGUUGUUUGUUGGACAAGACAUUACUUUUAAGUGUGAAGUGAACAAGUGUGGGGCCUCAGCACAAUGGAAGAAGGAUGGCCGUACAUUGUCAGAGGAUAAGAAGUAUAGCAUUUCCUGGGGGAGAGGAACUAAGGGCGACACAUUUUCUAUAACUAUCAAGAAUGUCCAGUUAAACGAUGACGGCUACUACUCUGUUUAUGUGAGACACAAAGAUGAAAAGGUCAAGAGCACUGCCAGACUCACUGUCAAAGAGAGACUCAAGAUUGUCAAACCCUUUGGUGAUGUAACGGCACAUGGAGGACAGAGGAUUGUUCUCAAGUGUGGGGUGAACAGAGAUGGAGCCACAGCAAAAUGGCUGAGGAACAAUAAGCAGAUGUCUGAGAGUAUAAAUGCUACCAUGACCCAAAGUGGUAACGAGUUUAUUCUGACAAUCGAACAAGCUAAGAGUAAAGUCAAGAUGAUGAAAGAACUCUGUUCGCUGAAAUUGGUCAUUGAUCCCGUUCGGAUCCUUCUGCAUGGACCAAUUGGAGCAGGAAAGUCCAGCUUUGUCAACUCUCUUGAUACCAUCUUCAAGGGAAGGAUCACAGGUAGAGCAUUGGUUGAUGCUGGCACUGAAAAGAGCUUCACUAAAACAUAUAAGGCGUAUAGAUUCCGCCUAACUGGAGAACCUGGAGUUUUGCCUUUUGUUGUCAACGACAUCAUGGGUCUGGAGCAAAAACAAUCUGAUGGGGCUCACACUGAUGAUAUCAUCAAAGCAUUACAAGGUCACAUGAGGGACAACUAUAAGUUUGUUCCAGGAUCUCCAUUGUCUGAGGAAGACCCAGAUUACAUCAGUGAACCCAGUCUGACAGAUAAAGUUCACUGCCUGGUGAGUGUAAUAUCAGCAGAUGCAAUUUCACGGAUGGACAAUAAUGUCAUCAAGAAAAUGAGGGCUAUCAGAGAGAAAGCCAGUGAUAUGGGAAUCCCUCAGGUGGUUGUUUUGACAAUGGUGGAUAAGGCGUGCCAACUGGUAGCCAGUGAUCUGAGUAAGAUCUACUCUAGCGUGAGGAUCAAAGAGAAAAUUGAAGAGUGUCAUACCAGAGUUGGUGUCCCAAUGAACUGCAUUUUUCCAGUGAAGAACUAUCAUGAUGAAAACUGUCUGGAUCCAGAGGUUGAUUGUCUGAUUCUUGCUGCUUUAAUCCAGAUAUUACAUUUGGCGGAUGACUACCUGUUUGACCUGUAUUAUUCAGAAGGUCCACCUCCCAAAGGAAGGGCAAAUAGCCCAUAG
Messenger RNA from Chanos chanos (milkfish), 1311 nucleotides. RefSeq names its product interferon-induced protein 44-like. Gene Ontology annotation, biological process: immune response. The transcript is spliced from 8 exons. Lineage: Eukaryota; Metazoa; Chordata; Actinopteri; Gonorynchiformes; Chanidae. Bases 1 to 1311 code for a protein of 436 amino acids. The record is from RefSeq and is a predicted model, not a curated record.